UAGUUGAAACUAAGUACGAGUGAUGAACAAAAAAAAAAUCAUUUCUAUCAUGUCUCUUCUCAAUAUUUUCAAUAUAACUUUUAUCGUACUUUUGUUCUAUGUACAAUUUUCAAUAUCGAAGAAAACAGCGGAUAGAAAAGAUAUCGAAAACAAAAUUAACGAAAUAACGAAAGCUUUAAAUAUAAACUCAACAAAAAACUCUACCGAUGGUGAGAAAAAAAAACAUCCUAAGAUUGAAGAGUAUUCUAAAAAUGCACAUUUAAGACCCACGAAAUGCCAAGUUUGUCGAGUGUUAUCCGAAGAAUUACUCACCGAGGUACAAAGGUCGAGUUCGAAUAAUCAAGAACUAUGGUUGACAAAUCGCUUAGACGGUGAAGAUAACGACGAUGAAAAAAAAGGGAAAAAAAUUUCUUACAAAACUUCUGAGCUAAGGUUAAUGGAUAUCUUGGACAGAGUCUGCAAUAAUGUUUAUGACUACCGCUCAAUUGCAGGACCCGAUUUUCCCUAUAUUAAAGGAGUCAAAAGCAUGUUUCGACAACAUCUUGAAGAUAUGAUGGGGCAGCACAAGUUAUCAGUUAAACUAGAUGCUCCGGAAGAAUUAGUCGAAGAUCCAACAUAUGAGCUUCGAAGAAUGCAGUACAAAUGUAACCAAAUGAUCGAAGAAUUUGAAGACGACAUUUAUGAUUGGUAUCUUAAAAACCAAAGUGAAAAUCCACUUGAGUUCAUUUGCGCUGAUAAAGUACUUACUUCAAAAGAACAAGAUUGUUUAUAUGCAUCCACAGAAGUACCUGAUUUUGCAACACAACCUAAGCCAAUAGAUAAAGAUGAAUCGACAAAGCGAAAUUUCCAUAGAGGAGCAAAUUUAGAGCUUUAAUUAACGCAUAUCUAAUAGUAGUUGUCAUAGUUACUAGUUUCUUUCUUAUUUUAUUGUGUGAUUUUUUUUACAAAAAUCUGUUGUUAAUUAAUUUAUUUUUUUCAAGUAGAAAUUUAAUAAUAGUUAAUGUUAAAUUAAAUAUAUGUUAACACUAUUUCAUUUAAUAUUUUAAUAUUACGUCAAAACAAUAUUUAUAUUUGUAUAUAAUACUUGAAAUAUAUGCGUAAGGAUUGGAAGUAAUAAAUACAUUGAAAAAAAAAAGUUUUUUUAAAUGUUA
Molecule: messenger RNA, 1151 nt
Organism: Hydra vulgaris (swiftwater hydra)
Lineage: Eukaryota; Metazoa; Cnidaria; Hydrozoa; Anthoathecata; Hydridae
Product: protein canopy 4
Source: RefSeq, a predicted model, not a curated record